This is a messenger RNA of Erinaceus europaeus (western European hedgehog), 4467 nucleotides long. RefSeq names its product lysine demethylase 1B (gene KDM1B). The transcript is spliced from 21 exons. The coding region runs from base 197 to 2662 and encodes 821 amino acids. The record is from RefSeq and is a predicted model, not a curated record. Gene Ontology annotation, molecular function: protein binding; oxidoreductase activity; zinc ion binding. Lineage: Eukaryota; Metazoa; Chordata; Mammalia; Eulipotyphla; Erinaceidae.
UCCCACCCCGGGUCACGCCGUGACAGGGGCGGAAGCGGCGGCGGCGGCGGCGGCGGCCGAACUGGGGCUGCGGCUGCGGCUGCGGCUGGUCGAGCGGAUAGUACCGGCCUGUGUGCGCCGCGCGCGGUCCUGAGAGGCGCCCGCGGCCAGCGGCGGCGCGCAUGGUGUCGGCGGCGCCUUGAGGUGUUCCAAAACAAUGGCAACCCUAAGGGGAAGGACAAAGAAAAAAGCAUCUUUUGAUCAUUCACCAGAUAGCCUUCCUUUGAGGAGCUCCGGUAGACAGGCAAAGAAAAAAGCAACUGAGAUAACAGAUGAGGAUGAAGAUGGUGGAUCAGAGAAGAAAUACAGGAAAUGUGAAAAGGCGGGGUGUACAGCAGCGUGCCCUGUGUGCUUUGCAAGUGCUUCUGAAAGAUGUGCAAAAAAUGGCUACACAUCCCGAUGGUAUCACCUCUCCUGUGGGGAGCACUUCUGUAACGAAUGCUUUGACCAUUACUAUAGAAGCCAUAAGGAUGGGUAUGACAAAUACAAUACAUGGAAAAAAAUCUGGACUAGCAAUGGAAAAACUGAACCAAGUCCCAAAGCUUUUAUGGCAGACCAGCAGCUCCCCUACUGGGUUCAGUGCACAAAACCUGAGUGUGGAAAAUGGAGGCAACUAACCAAGGAAAUCCAGCUUACUUCACAAAUAGCAAGGACCUACCGAUGUGGCACGAAGCCAAAUUCUGUUGUUAAGAAUGAGACCUCUGCUGACCACUGUUCUCUUCCAGAAGACCUAAGAGUAUCAGAAGUUUCCAACCAUUGGUGGCAUUCCAUGCUCAUACUACCUCCUUUGCUGAAAGACAGUGUAGCAGCACCACUUCUCUGUGCCUACUACCCCGACUGUGUUGGCAUGAGUCCCUCCUGCACGAGCACACACAAUACAGCAACCCCUGCCAGCCCUGGGAAGCUGGACCACUCCAAGGCAAUCCCCUCUGUACUUGUUCCAGGCAUGAACCGGUACUUCCAGCCUUUCUACCAGCCUAAUGAGUGUGGUAAAGCCCUGUGUGUCCGGCCAGAUGUAAUGGAGUUGGAUGAGCUCUAUGAGUUCCCAGAGUAUUCCCGGGACCCCACCAUGUACCUGGCUUUGAGGAACCUCAUCCUUGCCCUGUGGUACACUAACUGCAAAGAAGCUCUUACUCCUCAGAAAUGUAUUCCUCACAUCAUUGUCCGGGGUCUUGUGCGCAUUCGAUGUGUUCAGGAAGUGGAGAGAAUACUCUAUUUUAUGACAAGAAAAGGUCUCAUCAAUACUGGAGUUCUCAGUGUCAGUGCCAACCAGUAUCUUCUUCCUAAAGAUUACCACAAUAAAUCAGUCAUCAUUAUUGGGGCUGGCCCAGCAGGAUUAGCAGCUGCUAGGCAAUUGCAUAACUUUGGAAUUAAGGUGACUGUCCUGGAAGCCAAAGACAGAAUUGGAGGCAGAGUAUGGGAUGAUAAAUCUUUUAAAGGCAUCACCGUGGGAAGAGGAGCUCAGAUUGUCAAUGGCUGUGUUAAUAACCCAAUAGCUCUCAUGUGUGAACAACUUGGCAUCAGCAUGCAUAAAUUUGGAGAAAGAUGUGACUUAAUUCAGGAAGGUGGAAGAAUAACUGACCCCACUAUUGACAAGCGCAUGGAUUUUCAUUUUAAUGCUCUCUUGGAUGUUGUCUCUGAGUGGAGGAAGGAUAAGACUCAACUGCAGGAUGUCCCUUUAGGAGAAAAAAUAGAAGAAAUCUACAAAGCUUUUAUUAAGGAAUCCGGUAUCCAGUUCAGUGAGCUGGAGGAACAGGUGCUUCAGUUCCAUCUCAGUAACCUGGAAUAUGCUUGUGGGAGCAACCUCCAUCAGGUGUCUGCUCGCUCCUGGGACCACAAUGAAUUCUUUGCACAGUUUGCUGGUGACCACACCCUCUUAACUCCUGGGUACUCUGUAAUUCUUGAAAAACUGGCUGAAGGACUAGACAUUCGACUUAAAUCUCCAGUACAGAGUGUUGAUUAUUCUGGAGAUGAAGUACAAGUUACUACCACAGAUGGGAUCAUGUGUGCUGCACAGAAGGUAUUAGUCACUGUACCACUGGCUUUACUGCAGAAAGGUUCCAUUCAGUUUAAUCCACCUAUGUCUGAAAAGAAGAUGAAGGCCAUCAAUAGUCUGGGUGCAGGCAUCAUUGAAAAGAUUGCUCUGCAAUUUCCUUACAGAUUUUGGGACAAUAAAGUCCAAGGAGCUGACUUUUUUGGCCACGUUCCUCCUACUGCCAGCAAACGAGGGCUUUUUGCUGUAUUCUAUGACAUGGAUCCCCAGAAGCAGCACAGCGUGUUGAUGUCGGUGAUUGCUGGUGAGGCGGUGACAGCUCUGAGGGGCCUAGAUGACAAACAGGUGUUGCAGCAGUGCAUGGCCACACUCCAGGAGCUGUUCAAGGAACAGGAAGUCCCAGACCCUACAAAGUACUUUGUUACCCGGUGGAGCACAGAUCCCUGGAUCCAAAUGGCUUAUAGUUUUGUAAAGACAGGUGGGAGUGGAGAGGCCUAUGAUAUCAUUGCUGAAGAAAUACAGGGAACAGUCUUUUUUGCUGGUGAGGCAACAAACAGGCAUUUUCCACAAACUGUUACGGGAGCAUAUUUGAGUGGUGUUCGAGAAGCAAGCAAGAUUGCAGCAUUUUAAGUAGAAUUUGGACCUAGUUUCCUUCUGGACCAUGAAUGGGGAAGUUUAAAAUAAAUGUUCAACACCUCACUUUAUAAAAUGAAAAACAAACAAAAGCCUCAUCAAAAACCUACUCUGGAUAGCAAAACCAAAAUGCUUCUGAGGAGCUAUUCUGAAAGCACUAGCCCCAAGAGCCCUUUUAAUAGGCACUUAUAUUUAAUUCAUUUUUCAGAGGUUUGACUAAUGCUGAGUCUUCUGCAUUUCAAAAUAAGGCAGAAUACAACCUUAAAUUAAGACCUUCCUUGAAUUUUUUUUCCCCAUGGGUGGAGGCUUCCUUUAAAUCUAACAUCUAGGAGAGGGAGUGCUCAAUUUUCAUGCACUAAGAAACUCUGUCAAGCAAGAAUUGUGUUUUUAAAUAUAUAGCCAUGUUUUUUUUUUUCUUCUAUGACACUUUAUCAGUAUCUUUGCCAAUGAGCCUUAAGAUUUUUAUAUAGCCCCAAAAUUGAGCUUUUACUUAAAAAUCUAGAUAGAAAUCUUUCCUUUUUGGAUACAGCACCCAACUCUGAAACUUCUAGACUAUUUUAUAUUACACAUUUUGAGUGUUCAAAAAGAAAAUUCAGGUAUCUUUUGUGACAAAACACUACAGUUGUAAAUCCACUGACAAAAUAGCAAAAAAUUCAAUUCCUUUAACAGUAAAUUUUAUCAUUGAGAGGGGGUAGAAAUCUAGUGUGGUCAUGACACUCAUGUGUAGAAAAGGCUAUUUCCUUAAAGCCAAGUUUAGAUGGAUGGCACCUUUCAAUAGCCUUAAUUUUGGCAGUCACUAUAAAAAAAAUUGUCAGAUAAUCUAAUAGAAACCUCUCCACACUGCCUUUUUAAAAAUAAUGGAUUCAAUGUGUAGGAAUUUAUUGUUUGUUUACAGUAUUCCAUAGGCAGGUCCACUGGAAAACUGCAGAAGAAAAUGUCGUAUCCUGGUAAAUAAUCAGACAAAAUAACUGGACAUCAUAUAAGCCGUAACUUAAAAGCCUGAUAACAGUGCAGAAAUUUAUUUCACUCAUGAAGUCAUUAAAUAACUAAUGGUUUCAGGGUCUUCUGAAUGUUUAUCAUGUCAAGAAACCCAAUUUUACAGUUUAAGAAUAUGGAUAAUUUAAGUGAUUUUGUUUUAAGUCUUUUGAAUAACUUAUUCAAUUAUAUUAGUCUGCUUAUAAACAGGAUUCAAACUGACUUGUCACUUUCAAACUAUUAGGUAUCUUGAAAACUUAAGUUUAUAAAAUAGGAACAGUAUUUUACCAAAGAAUAUGGUGAACUUUAGACAGAAUUCAGACAUAUUUCUCUCCCCCAUCGAAAUAUUGAACAAAAUGAACAAAAGCAAGCAGUUGUUAGUGUCUGUAUAACAGGAAAGUACUGACAUUUAGGUUAUAAUGAGACUCAUUGGUAGUUACUGGGAAGUAUUCUGCUUUAAAGUGCUAAUGCAUUAAGAUGUUAAAGAAUAGCAUGUACUGAGUGAUAAAUACCAAAAAAAAAAAAGUUUGAAAUGGUUCACAGUAAAUUAUUACUUUUGUUUCCAGGCACUUAAACUUGUAGUAUGCUUACAAGUAAAUGGAAAAAAAAAAACCUAGGGCAUAUGUGUAUUUUUUAAAGACCCUCAUUUCCUGUCCUUAUUUUCAUUUUCCAUUUGGUUCUUUAAGAGACUGUGGUACUUUUACUUUGAAUAUGUUUUCCAGUUUGAAGAUUUUGUAAUUGAGUAACAGUAAAUACUUUUAACUAAGUGAACAGCUGGUUGUGUAAAACUGCUUAAUAAAAACACGUUUUUCAAGUGCCCUGUUGAA